Messenger RNA from Amblyraja radiata (thorny skate), 1033 nucleotides. It is a transcript of the gene dcdc2b, whose product is annotated as doublecortin domain containing 2B. The record is from RefSeq and is a predicted model, not a curated record. Gene Ontology annotation, cellular component: microtubule organizing center; microtubule. Gene Ontology annotation, biological process: intracellular signal transduction. NCBI's taxonomy places the organism in Eukaryota, Metazoa, Chordata, Chondrichthyes, Rajiformes, Rajidae. The coding region runs from base 33 to 980 and encodes 315 amino acids. The transcript is spliced from 7 exons.
CAGCGGGACAGGGGGCAAGCACCGUGACGGGAAUGGCCUCCACCGUUGUCCCUGCCGUCCCUGCGGCCAAGAAUGUGGUGGUCUUUAAGAAUGGAGACCCGUUCUUCACCGGGAGGAAACUUGUGAUCAACCAGAGACAGAUUCUAACCUUUGAGACUUUCUUGAACGAAGUGACGAGUAACAUCCAGGCGGCGGUGGCGGUGAGGAAUAUUUACACCCCGAGCGGUGGGCAUCGAGUCCUUGACUUGCCCGAACUGCACAACGGCUCCCACUAUGUGGCCGCGGGCUUCGAGAGGUUUAAAAAGAUCGAUUAUUUGCAAAAAAGGAAUCAAAAACCAAAUGGAAACAGAAGAAAGAAUGGGGCGAUGACGCGGGUCGAUUACUCCUGCAGGAGGAAUGUGUCUGGCCAUUGGAAGAAGUGUAUACACAUGCCGUGCAUCGUGAAUAUCUUCAGGAACGGUGACCUGCUGAGCCCACCUUUCCGGCUGAUUAUUCCCAAGCACGUGAUGUCAGACUGGGAACAGAUCCUUGCUCUGGUGACAGAGAAGGCAAAUAUCCGGACUGGAGCCGUUCGUCGUGUGGGUCAGUGUGGGCCGGUGCGGGCCGGUGUGGGCCAGUGUGGGCUGGUGCGGGCCGGUGUGGGCCAGUGUGGGCUGAUGUGGGCCGAUGUGGGCCAGUGUGAGCCGGUGUGGGUCAGUCUAGGCCAGUGUGAGCCGGUCUGGGCUGGUGCGGGCCAGUGUGGGCCAGUUUCGCCAGGGGUGAGGAGUGUUUUCAAAGUGAGUGAGGAACGAGCUGAGCUACACGGAGCUCUGGAGAUCGCGGACGAUGAAAACACGAAGGUGGAGCUGCCGGUCGACAAGAGAGCGGCUGAAGUUAUUGAAGAUGAAAUCAUCGCUGAAGAUGGGACACACCACAUUGAGGUAAGACAUAGAACAGUACAGCACAGGAACAGGCCCUUCGGCCCACAAUGUCCGUGCUGAACAGGAUGACAAGUUCAACUGAUCUUCCCUGCCUGCACGUGAUCCAUAUUCCU